Messenger RNA from [Candida] anglica, 627 nucleotides. Lineage: Eukaryota; Fungi; Ascomycota; Pichiomycetes; Serinales; Debaryomycetaceae. The record is from the annotation of a GenBank genome assembly.
CAUUUCCCCACUCAACUAGAAAUGACUUCACACAAAUACAUAUAUACUAUAGGGUUCAUCCAUUGUCCCGAAACCAACCAAAUACUUCUUUUGAACCGUCAAAAGGCCCCAUGGAUGGGGAGGUGGAAUGGAGUUGGAGGUAAAUUGGAUGUGAAUGAAAGUCCAUUAGAUUGCAUCAUUAGAGAAACUCAAGAAGAAACCGGAUUGUUACUUCCUCAAUAUAUACCUAGAGGGGUUUUAACGUGGAUAAAAGAUGGUGAAGAUAAAGGAGGUGCAUAUCUUUUCACAGCCUCUGUGACGGCACAAGUUUUUGAGGAAUAUGUUACACCAAAGGUGUAUUGUCAUGAAGGAAUAUUAGACUGGAAGAAAAUGGAUUGGGUCUUGCAUGAGGAAAACACAGGUAUUGUGGAUAAUGUAAAGAUAAUGUUGAAACAUAUCUUCACCUCUGUUGAAGAAGAUAUGUUUGUUGCAACAUAUUCAGGGAAACAAUUAUUAGGCGUGGACUAUAUACAAAAGUAAAAAUAAAUUAAAAUCAUUGUAUUUUAUGCUUUAUCUAUGUAGUGUAUAAAUGGGGGUGGAGGUGAUAUUUUAGAGGAGAUGAUGUGAAGGAAGUAGGUUACGUUUUGU